UACUGCAGUAGGUACGCGAAGGUGAAAUACUACUGACAAUCCAGUAUAACACCGAAACAUGCCAAAGAGAUUUAGUUAUUCGAUUUUCGGUAUUGAUCGAGUUCGAACUACUAGAUCGUACUAACCAACGGGUUCGGCAUUAUUUGUUUAUGUUUUUCUAGGUUUAGUUAACACUGAUUUAUGCGGUUUUUUUUGAUGUGUGUUUGGUGAUUUUUUAAGACAUUUUUUUUUUGGACACAAGCAAUAUGGGGCUUGACUUCAUUGAAGGACAAGGAGAAGACUUCGAAAGGGCAUUAGAAAGUACAGGCUUUGGCAGAUUUCACUUCUCCCUUUUGGCAGUAUGCGGCCUCAUAUACCUAAACACCGCAGUGGGGAUCACGAUCAUAUCAUUCGUUCUACCAUCGGCCACAUGCGAUUUCCAGAUGUCUUCGUCGGACAAGGGAUGGUUAACCGCCGCUCCUAUGCUUGGGAUGGUAAUUGGCUCGUAUUUCUGGGGUUGCCUGGCUGACACCAAGGGUAGGAAAACCGUGCUGAUCGGCGCCCUCCUGAUGGACGGAAUAUGCGGAUUACUAUCCAGCAUCUCUCAAGUGUACUGGCUUUUCAUGUUUCUCCGGUUUCUAAACGGGUUUGCUAUCACAGGGGCAAUGGGAAUUUGCUUCCCUUACUUAGGAGAAUUCCAGCCGGGGAAGUACAGAGAAACUAUCCUAUGCUGGAUGGAACUGUUCUGGACCCUGGGUGUCAUAGUGCUGCCCGGAAUCGCUUGGAUUAUCAUUCCAAUGGAAUUCGAGUAUGUGUACGAGCAUUUUAAGUUUGCCAGUUGGAACCUGUUUGUGGCGGCAUGCGCGGUUCCAAGCAUUUUCAUUGGUAUAUGGCUGAUAUUCUUCCCGGAGAGUCCCAAGUUCCUUUUAGAAUGUGGUGAGGCGGACGCAGCCCUAGACGUCCUAAGGGAUAUGUACGCUAGCAACUAUAAGGACGAUCCUGCUAACUUUCCCGUGCGAAGCCUUCGCGAAAAAGUGCGCACCAUGAGUGUGGUCUCGCAACAAUCUACGAGGAGCAUCAGGAGCCUGCGCAUACGUAAACCGAAGGAACUGAAACUUUUAUUGGCUGAAAUUUGGGAGCAAACCAAGGCGUUGUGUAAGCCUCCUCACUUGAGAUAUACGGUGAUUACUUGUGCCAUCCAGUUUGGGCUCACCUCAAGCUACUACACUUUAAUGAUCUGGUUUCCUGAGCUCUUCUACCGCUUCGAAGAGUUCGAAACCCUUCAUCCCAACGAUAAAGCGACAGUAUGCGAAGUUUCUUCGGUGGUAAUUUCGGCAAAUGCCACAGGGGGCCCUGGCGAAUUCUGCGGAGAACCCAUUGCGGAUUCGGUAUUCUUACAUACGCUCAUCAUUGGACUCGCGUGUAUCCCUACCAGUUUUUGGUUGCCACUUUGCGUGCAUCGGUUAGGAGCGAAGUUCUUUUUGGUUUUUAGCCUUUUGGUGGCAGGCUCCGUGACUAUCGGUCUUUACUUCGUCGAUUCUACUUAUUCCAAUUUGGCCCUCUCGUGCGUUUUUGAGGCUCUCACCAGUUUGGGAAUCAGUACCGUGUACUGUGUUAUGGUUGAUUUAUUCCCUACAAAUCUCAGGGUAAUGGCAGCAGCUCUAUCACUAACUUUCGGCCGAGGUGGGGCCCUAAUUGGAAACUUGCUAUUUGGAUUCUUGAUUGACUUGAACUGUGUGGUUCCUAUAGUAUUAUUUGCUGGAAUGCUGUUUGGUAGUGGACUGUUAUGUCUGCUGCUGCCAAACACAGGCGGCGGUGCCCUAGAUUGAAAACAAUAAAAUAACAUAAAUUAGGGAAUAAUCUUAAUGUUAUUUAUUUGCCAUUCUCGAAGAUAAUAGGGUAUGUAGUAAAUGUCAGUUAAACUCUCAAGUCUCAAUUUGUACAGUAUGUGUUAAGGAAUUAGAAAUUAAUUUAUUAGAGAAACUAGCAGUCGCCAUUCAGUUCAGUUUAAAAUCACUUUUAGUUUUACUUAAUCUGACUCCUGUUUUAGUUCACAAAACAUUCGCACCAGUUAUAUAAAUGACCAGUAAUGGUUUAAUGCAACUAUGUUGUAAGUCUUUAGUUUUAUGCAAAGUAUACUUCUAUGUGAUAUUAAAUAGAUUUAGGUAAUUUUUGUAAAAAUGAUGCAAUAAAUGUCAUUUCUUCUUGCA
Anthonomus grandis grandis is the source of this 2189-nucleotide messenger RNA. RefSeq names its product synaptic vesicle glycoprotein 2B-like. The record is from RefSeq and is a predicted model, not a curated record. The coding region runs from base 246 to 1808 and encodes 520 amino acids. Lineage: Eukaryota; Metazoa; Arthropoda; Insecta; Coleoptera; Curculionidae. Gene Ontology annotation, molecular function: transmembrane transporter activity. Gene Ontology annotation, biological process: transmembrane transport. Gene Ontology annotation, cellular component: membrane. The transcript is spliced from 10 exons.